Molecule: messenger RNA, 4123 nt
Organism: Cryptotermes secundus
Lineage: Eukaryota; Metazoa; Arthropoda; Insecta; Blattodea; Kalotermitidae
Gene: Arc42
Product: short-chain specific acyl-CoA dehydrogenase, mitochondrial
Exons: 10
Coding region: 260-1786 (508 amino acids)
Biological process (GO): butyrate catabolic process; fatty acid beta-oxidation using acyl-CoA dehydrogenase
Cellular component (GO): mitochondrion
Molecular function (GO): flavin adenine dinucleotide binding
Source: RefSeq, a predicted model, not a curated record
CAAGUUCGCUUCGGUCAUUUACUAAAUAAUUGCAAGCUAUAGUAGGGAUCGGUUAGGGAUCGUCGGGAUAACCACGCAGCAGAACAUGGCAUCCGAGUCAUUACAUUUGACAGUUGCAGAUGGAAAACGUGAUAGCGCGUAAUUGCGUCAGUUGAAGUUUACGGAGUGGUGUGUACUUCGCGGUACUUGCUUUAAAGUAGUUGCCGCAUAACAGCAUUACGGUAUUGCUCUGAUUGGUGUCCUCUUAUAUGAAGUUCCAAUGGCUGCAUAUUCGAGAAGUACAAAAGUGCUAGCACACGUGUUACGAUGCUCACUUCAGUGGUAUGGAAGGAGAAGUAUUGUAUCUCUAUCAUCUCUACCAGAGACACACCAAAUGCUGCAUAAAACAUGCAGAGAUUUUGCUGAGAAUGAGUUGAAACCAUUGGCUGCUAAAUUCGACAGAGAGCAUCUCUACCCCAAGGAACAAAUCCGAAAAAUGGGUGAGCUAGGCUUGAUGGCCGUGGAUGUUCCAGAGAACCUGGGAGGUUCAGGGCUGGAUUAUCUUGCGUAUUCUAUAGCAAUGGAGGAAAUUUCUAGAGGAUGUGCAUCUACAGGCGUCAUCAUGAGUGUUAAUAACUCUCUGUAUCUGGGUCCUAUACUUAAGUUUGGAACAGAGAAACAGAAGGAAACUUUCAUUCCCCCAUUUGCUGCUGGUGAACAAAUUGGAUGCUUUGCUCUCAGUGAACCAGGCAUGCAGCAGGAGAUAAGAACAAUCAACAGCAGCAGACAGGAAGCCAGGAAAAGAAAGAAAGGUUCAGGGUUGAUGGAUGCUUGGAGAGGGCAGAGUCAGUGUCCAGAAAACGGCAGUGUGCGUGAACCUAUGUGGCCUGGUGGAGGACCCGUCUAUAAGAGUUGUUUCCAGCAAUUUUUAAGGGAGCCAGUGAGAGGUUUUCAUAACUUGCUUAGACAGAAGCCAUCCUCCCUCUUCAUGUUAUUGGUUUGGAGGUCAAGUAGUGUCGCCUCCCUAAUGCCAAGAGGUAAUGGAAGUGAUGCAGGGGCAGCAUCUACUGUGGCACGACCCAGUGAUGAUGGAUGGACAUUAAGUGGAACGAAAUCUUGGAUUACUAAUGGUUAUGAAGCGGAAGCCUCUGUUGUCUUUGCUACUACAGACACAUCCAAGAAACACAAAGGAAUCAGUGCUUUUAUUGUGCCAAAAUCUGCCACAGGCUUGUCAUUAGGUAAGAAAGAAGAUAAACUUGGUAUCCGUGGAUCAUCAACAUGCAGUCUCAUAUUUGAAGAUUGUAGCAUACCAAAAGACAACCUUUUGGGAGAGCCUGGCUUGGGUUUCAAGAUCGCCAUGAUGUCACUGGAUGCUGGUCGGAUUGGUAUUGCUUCCCAGGCAUUAGGAAUUGCUCAGGCCGCACUGGACUGUGCUGUUGAGUAUGCCUCCAAACGAAAUGCCUUUGGGUCUCCCAUUCUCAAACUGCAAACCAUACAGACAAAGAUUGCUAACAUGGCGCUACAGAUCGAGAGUGCAAGACUUCUAACAUGGCGUGCUGCUGCUCUCAAGGAUUCAGGGAAGCCCUUCUCAAAGGAAGCCGCAAUGGCCAAAUUGGCUGCAUCAGAAGCAGCAACAUAUUCAGCUCACCAGUGCAUCCAGGUGUUGGGAGGUAUGGGUUAUGUCACUGAUAUGCCUGCUGAGCGCCACUACAGGGAUGCACGCAUCACUGAGAUAUACGAGGGAACGUCCGAAAUUCAGCGGCUUGUCAUAGCCUCAAAUAUUAUUAAGGAGUAUGGAUACAGUUAAAUGAAUGAGAAAUAUGAUUACAUUGAGUCUUGUGUAGUUUCAAGUCUUUGAAUCACAACAAGAGUAACUAAAACACUAUUCUAAAAGUAUUGAGCAUGAAACUAAAUCAAGUAUGAAAGAGGAAAUAUGUUAAAAUAAGCAAAGAUGAAAUGGAAUUAAAACCAGUAUUACUCAGUUCUAUUGAAGUGAAAUUCAGCUUUAAUUCGUGUCAAAAAGUAAUGUUCUCCAUUUACUGCAUAAUUCCGCUCUUAUACAUUACAAAUGAUCAUGUGAAACGCCUUGAUUUCUAUUCUAUGCAAAGUGUAUGGAUCAUGUAGAUCGUUUUUCUCAGCUCUGUUCUUGGAGUCAGGAUAGCGCAUCAGUAUAGCAACAGGCUACAGACUGGAUGGCUGAAGUUUGAUUCUUGGCAGGGAAAGAGAUUCUUUCUUGUCUCUACAAUGUCCAGACCACCUCUGGGGCCUACUCAGCCUCCUAUCAAGUGGGUACCAGGGUCUCAUCUGGAGGUAGUUGUCAUUGUCUAGCUUUGAGACUUACCCUGUUCAGGUUAUCUGCAUUUUGGCUUGUUUCCUUCAAGCAGUCUUGCAUGUUCUUUGUCAGACUGUGACUGACGGUGUUUCAGUUUGUAAUAACAAAGGCUGUCUUUGGCUGAAAUCUUGGUAUUUGUCUAAGAGUUCACUAAGCUCUGUUGAUGUUCACAACGUCGCCACUGUAACUACCACCUAAGAUUUCCAAAGCUGUGAACUUGUUUCAGAUUUUAAUCUGAGACCAUUCUUUACCUUCUGUCUCACUUAAUUUUUCUCCAUAUCAAACUUCUGCAUUACUUGCUUGUUUACUGACAGUUUCCCUAACUUUUGCAACCACCAGAUAGUGAUCGGUACCAGUCAGCUCUUCCAAAAGAUUAGGCAUGAUGUAUACUUCAAUGCUGCCGCCUAUCAAAAUGUAAACAAUCUGUCUCCAUCAGGAGAUGUUCAAGUGAAUUUAUGAAGGCUAUCAUAUAAAAACAUCGUACUCUUAACAAGUAGACUUUUGGAUGUGACAGUGUUUACUACUGGAAUCAUUACUAAUUUACUAAUUAUUAAUUACUAAUAAUUACUAAUCAUUACUAAUUACAUGUAAUCUCGUAAAUCCUGUCUCACAAACCUAUGGGCCUCCAGGACCUGUUGCAGGGCUAGCUUUACCUUUUACCCCAUGUUGUGGUGACAUGGGGUCCAUUUGUAAAACACCCAUUUCCUGAUCUCUGGCUUUCAUACAAUACUUAAGAGUGCUGGGAAACUGAUAUAGAAAGGUAGUUGCUUGGGCAGAAAGAUACAGCUCUUAAACAUCAUUCUCAUCAUCUUCAAAUUUAUUAGCACAGAAACUCUAUUUACUUUUAUAAUAAUAAUAAUAAUACUAAUAAUAAUUAACAACACUGCUUAAGGCAUCACUGCCCGUUAUACAUAUCAAUAAUUAUUCAUUCAUUUCCCUUACUCUGACAUCACACAAUUACCCCAAGGGACGUUUAGUGAUCUUCUGGUGCCAUACAUCACUAUCUAUGUAUGUUCUAAUUUAUAUACAUGUGCAAAUAAUUACACCAAUUAAUUUAAAUGUUAAUUGGUUUCACUACAUACAUCAUUAUUUUAUUACUGUAUCUGUUGAAAUCCUAGUUUUUGACACAUUGACUAGAUCAAUGCUAUAUUGGUUUAGGUUUCCAAAUUUGAGAACUUAGCUGUAUGAACCACAGGCACAGAUAAAUGUUAUGGAAUGGUAAACUUUGCUUCAUUUCUUAUAUUAUAUAGAUGGUGCCAGGACUGAAGAUGAUGUCUAUAGGAACAGAAACCAUAAAGAUUGGUGUGACAAAAUACAAUAUAUAGAUUUUACAGAAGUAAAGCCACACAUAAUUACUGUGUCUUCAAGACAAUUGAUGUUACUACACCAUUUGUUAAUUCACACAAAUAUGUAUGUAAGUGUAGUACAGCUCAUACCAUGAGGCACCUUCACAUUUAUUUUAUUUACAGCAAUCUAAAACAGCCACAUUUAACAGGAAGACGGGGAAGUUAAGGCAUAAUGGAAAGUGAAAUUUUCAUCUACACAAUGGAUUUAGUGGCAAAUGAAAACUUUAGUUUCUUUUUCCAUAUUUUUUAUUUGUAGGCUCUUUGUUAUAUGGCCUCUGUCAUUUAGUUUUAUAUGCCUCUUGAGCUCUCCAUUCCUCCUUGUGGCAACAGUAUUCUGUUCUCAAUUUCAUAGACAUCAGAACUACAGAAUGUUUAAUUUCAUUUAUCUGUAUUAUGGGGUUCCUUAAAUAAAAUUGUUAUACUGUCACUUGAGAAGAGUAGAAUUAAAUGAAGCAUUAUGCUAAUA